AACGGAAAGCGGCCCCGCUACCAUUUCUGUUAUUAUUGACGUUAUUAUUGUCAUUGUUAACUUUCGACUCCUUUUAAGUUUCCUCUCCAAUUCUCCGGCUCUGUAUCGCCGUUUGGUUUUCACAGAAAGUCUUGUCCUUAUCGCAAAUUAAAGUACAUGAUUUAUCAUCAUGAUAUGACGCUUUCGGUAGCCAGUCUUCUCUUCUUAUCUAUAUCGCCCGCUUCCUACCUUACAUUUCUUCCUCGCGACUUUACCAGACGGUGAUUAUGCCGUGGGCGACAAAUCCUCUCUUCACCCCACCAGAGGGGCCCCCAGCUGAUGUCGAGGCUGCCGCUCCUAACUCUGAUCCUGAUUCUGGUUCAAGUCAGCCACCGGACGUUGCGGAAAGUACAGAUGAUGGAUUCAAGGAGCCGACAGAAAAGUUCAGUGGCCACCAGAUCUUUUACAUAUUCAUCCUCGAUGGGAUAGGUGCCAUGAUUCUCUCUGGCGGCAUCAACUUUGCAAUCGCAUAUGCCAUGUAUGCAACCCAGGACAUCGUAACAAGGCCUAUCCGGCUGUUUUUAUUCCCGAACACUCUUGCCGGAGAUGCCGCGGUCACCGUCAUCAUUCAGUGUCUUAUUACGUGGCACAUAGAGCUCUUCAUUGUGAACCGGGACCUGAGGAAAGGCGGCGUGCAUCCGAUCGGGUUUAUCCCCGAACCCAAAGGCCGGUUCCUGCGGUGGUUCAUGUUCCUGGACCGGCCAAAAGAGACGCACAAAGUUAGGGGCAUCGUCCAUUGGCUGAGCUUCCUCCGCUCCCAGAUCUUGCGGGCCCUGCUGAUCGCCGUGGCCUUCUUCCCCGUUAUAUGGGGUCCCAGCAUCGGCUUCCUCGUUCUGGCGGGUCAAUGGAAAGGCGACGACUGGUACUACGACAAGGUGUGGGCACCGCAGGUCUUUAAGCUCAUUCAGGGAGCUGUGCUGGGACUGCUAACCACACCGCCCAUGGUGAUGUUCUGGCUUACGAGAUGUGGAUGGGCAUUGAAGAAUAAUGAAGAGUAUUAUGGCGAACGGUAAGCCUGAAAGAUGGCACAUGUAUCGCUUUAGAGGUAGGUAUAUAUCAAUAAUGCAUUAUGGGAAUCAUGAUUAGAUAUCCUGUUCCAUCAUAGUCUCGCAUCAAUCUUUGGUGUCCAGUUCUUAUUAAGGACUAGAUGGGCAAGCCGACUUGUAGCAAUUCUAAUUCGGGCUUAUAUGUACACCUCUUUUCGGAGCUACUUCAGCAAGCAUAUGAGACCCCGGCGAUCGAUGUCAG
Molecule: messenger RNA, 1287 nt
Organism: Daldinia caldariorum
Lineage: Eukaryota; Fungi; Ascomycota; Sordariomycetes; Xylariales; Hypoxylaceae
Exons: 2
Coding region: 267-1052 (261 amino acids)
Source: RefSeq, a predicted model, not a curated record